Molecule: messenger RNA, 7200 nt
Organism: Cherax quadricarinatus
Lineage: Eukaryota; Metazoa; Arthropoda; Malacostraca; Decapoda; Parastacidae
Source: RefSeq, a predicted model, not a curated record
UAGGGCGGGAGGCGGGUGCUUCACUCGUCUUGUGGUGGGACUAUCAUCACCACCACUAUCAUUGGGCACCCACCUCCCCGCCCAGCCCACCUCACGCCCGCACCCGUAAUAUUUUGAUUUUGGAAUCGCCCCUGUUACCGUCCAGGAGAAAAACAAGUCCGUUUUGACUUCAAGUUAUAGCGGACUUUGCGAGCCAUCAUCAAGUGCGCGUGUGUGUGCCUGGCCCCCACCUCCCUCAGUGCCUUGUGAAGUGCCACCUUAUACUUGGGAAAAGUUACCCUUUCAUACAUCUCUACACCUGUGUUUCCAUCCAGCCAAAAUUUCAACUUGAGAAGGCUUAUAUAGUGUAAGAUCAAGUUUAGUUACAAAUUGAAAGGGAGAAAAUUAGCGUGUGCCAGGAGUGCCUGAAUUAUAGCUCUCAGGGAGUGUAGGGGAGGGGAUGAGUGGGUAAGGCUUCAUCCUCCCACCACAACUACCACCAUAACCACCACAACCAUUGCGGUUCAUCAUGACAAGAGCUACAGUUAUCCUUCUAUUGGUUACCCUGAUGCUGGGCAGUCAGAGCAGAGCGGUACCACUGAGAGGUCAUGGCGGGGUCAUCUUCGGUAGCGAAUUUCUGCGAAUCUUGGAUCCUCGAGCACGACCUCCGGCCCGGAGCAACCCUUAUGAGACGCCAGGAGCUGCAUCAACCACAUUGCAUGAAGGAGGAGUUGUUGCUCACCCAACGUCUGAGCAUGAGACGAGAACCUUGCUAGAGACUCGAGGUGGCAAACCAACUCAAGAUAGCCUAACUUUCAGCUCAGGACAUUCGCAUAAUUCCAGCCCUAUUGUGUCCUCUUCUCAAAUUUCUUCCUCUUCAUCUUCCUCUUCCUCAACAGACAGCGUAUUUCAACAGCUUGACUCUUCCCCUGGGGUCAAACAGCACCCCAGAAGGUUACCUCAGAAAACCGUGGACAGCAAUCGUCUUAUCCCCAUCAAGAAGUUCACUACAUCGAACUCCAACAACGUGAAGUCCACCAUCAGCUCCAUCCUCGAUGGCAGAGACAACGCCAGAGGCACCUUAGCAGUUACAAAUCAUCCUGACAAUUUACCCACUGAUGAUUAUGAUUACACUUACUACCUAGAUGACCUCUACCCGCUAACAAGCUCGGCGUUAGAGUCUGGGAAAGAAUCAGUAACAGCUGGGGAUGUGUUACCACAAGCUUCCAACAAUCAGCAAUCCACCAAAGCCAUGCCAGAGGUUGAAGCAGAUUCGAGAGUCACCCAGAGUGCGCCUCUCAUAGACAUCACACUGCCUGGGACUUCUCACAAACUGGAGAGAAAAAGAGCUGGGACUAGGUUAGCAACCUCAGUUGCUCUUGCCAUAAAUGAGACCGCUUCAACUACAAUCACGCCGCAAAAGACCAUCAUGUUUACGACAACUAAACGACCUACAACAAAGCGAUCGGUUUUCAGAUAUCAAACUACAACUGAAUCUGCACAGAAAAUUAAGAUAACGGAAGAAAAUUCUACCAUGUCUCAAAACCCGACAUCAGAGCGUAUUAGCAAAGUUCCUUCAUCACCAAGAGAAAGUUCCUCUGCUUCAACUUCACUAAGUCAGAAGCUCUUAGGGACCUCUGAUACUUUGGUCGAGGUUCCAAAAUCAAGGACUUCAGUGACUGUGAGAGCUUCAGCAAGAUCAUCUCUGCUCGUGACACCUUCACCACUAACUGUAAAAACCAAGGAAAUUCCAGUCUCCACGAAAUCCCUUCUGGUCGUCACAACCCAGGUCUCUGAGCAAGAGGUACAUGAUGCUGCUCAGAAGCUAAAAGGCGCAAGUAGUAACGUACUGGGGAAUUUUCGUUACACCACAGCAGUGCCAAAGAAUGAAUCAAGAGAAAACGAGAGCAAUACACAUGAGGUUAUCACUCAAGGCAAUACUCUGAAGAGCUUGGAAGGCAGCUCAUCAUCGUCAGUAGUCGUGGAAGUGCGCGUAGAAGCCCCCCGCCGAGAACCACGAGUACUAGCGACUGGUGAUGCUGUUCCUCUCAUACAGACUGUCACUCGGGGGACCACGAAGGUGUCAUCACUACCCUCAAGGACAGUGCACGCUGUUAACUCAGACCGUCACCCUACCAGCUUCCUUCUGAGUGAUCCUUUAGUAGUGGACGUGGCUGCUGAACCCACCACAAGUGACCAUAGCCCAAACUCGGUGCCCCCACGUCGCCAUCUUGUCGUCCUACCCAAAGAUGAAACCACCACCCCAAGCACAACGACUACCACUAUUAUUACUGCUAGUGAAACAACUACUCUUAGCGAAAUGACUCACACCAGUAUCCACAGUGAAACGACUAGCACUACUACUACCCCUAAUGAAAUGACAACCACUCCGCUUACAACUACUACCACCACUACAGCAACUACAAACUCCACGGAGGUCCCACCACAGUUGGAUCAAGUAAAGGGUCUGUCAUCAAACAAAGCACUUGAGGAAAUACAAGUUAACAGAGGUAAGGAUAGAUCAGUGCAGUUUGAAACAUCGGUAGUGGAGGUGUCCGGAUCCGUGGGUUCGGACGCACACAUUCUGACUGGAGAAGUAAUAGAAACUCAAGCACAAAGUCAACCUGAGAGCCGGGAAAGGGAUGGGAGGAUCUUAGAAAUAAAAAAUUCAAACCCACAUCAGCAGUUUCAGAGUCAGAGGGUGAGUACCUCCGUGUCGAGAACAGAGGCACGCACCGCAGGGCACGUCUCAAGCGUCAAUUCCCGGGAGACUAUACCACAACCAAUAUCUACCACAACCAUACCACAGUCCUCCACCACUACCAACACCACCGCUAAUGUUGAAACCACUUCCUCUGGUAAUAGCUCGCUACCCCGAGUUCGCCUGUCACUUGUAAGUUCCCCUAAAGCCCAGCAUGGGUUGGCACCAUUUGGCCAAGCACCAUUUGGCCAAGCUCCUGGAGGACUUGCUCCUUUUGGAAAUUCCCCGUCGGGUCUAGCACCCCAUGGUCUAGUGCCAGGAGGGCUCCAUCCUCAUGGGCUGGCUCCAAAAGGUUAUGGUAUAAAACGGCCAUCACUCUCUAAUCUUAAUACCACUACCACCUCUACCAAAGCCCCACAAAGCAGCGGAACACGUCUCACUUUCGUGGAUGCGACUGUGGCGGAAGGAGGCGCUGAUGCAAACAGCACUGUAGGGUAUGUCGUGGAGGAACAUAACAUCAGCCGCUUCCGUUUGGAGGAGAAAACCCCAGACGGGUUCAUCAUUGGAGAGUACGGCGUUGUGGACCACAGCACGGGUGAUGUGAAUGGCGUCCGCUAUACUGCCGACAGCACAGCAGAUCCCCACCUCAUCUACGAGACACUCAUGAAGUUCCUGGAGUUGUAAAGGAAUGUGCAGCAUGUGGAGCGACUCCUUCACACUGUGGUGAUCUCCACACUGUACAUUCUUAACAGAUUGUCUCAAUGCACAGCACAUCGUUGUCACUGCACUUUCCAACACCCACACUGCAUUAACUAUCACCAUUUCAGCAUUCACGUUAAGAAGCGGUACUUUAGUAAAAAAACAACAGUGUAAAUUCGACACAAAAUAGUCAUAAUAAUCAUGUAAUUAAAAACCAGGGUGCUACAAAACUAACUCCUUUAGAUAUGUUAUAUAACUUAUAUUAAUUUAUAUCUACAGUAUACCAAACAGUAAAAAAAAUAAUUGGAUAAUAUUUUAAAGGUUAAUGUUGCAGUUAGGUUUGCUAUCAGGCAUUUAUUAGGGUAUGAGAGGUAUGGAGUUGGGUUUGUGGUCAAGUUGGUGGUGAGGGAGGCGUCAGUGUGCUGUGUCAGGGACGUCAAUUGUUGGUCGUGUUAGCAUCAGUCGUCGCUAUUUAUUUCAGCGGUAUUUAUAUGAAACAAGUCUUCCGCUACAGCUAUGACACUGGAGUGCAUCUUCAUGCACUACGUUAUUGGUUAUUCUCAUUAAAACAAAACAAAACAAUAAAAAAUUCUCGUAAUUUUGUGCAUCGUCGUUGGUGAUAAAAAUAAGACAUAGUGUUCACUAAACUCCGAGAUAGUGGGUAGAUGCUGGACGCGGCCUACAGUACCUUUUUUAUCUGUGAUUUAUAUUUGUGAUGCUCACCUGUAUUGUAGAAGACAUUCCUAUUGUUACCACACUUGUCAAGACUGGGCAUUCAUGUGACUUGUAGCAUCUAUGUGUGACCUUAGUUAAAGCUCACUUGCCAAGGAUUUACUCUUUUACAGCAAUAUUUGGUUAUGUUUGCACUUUUCUUCACUAGAAUAAUGUUUAUCUCGUGUUGGCCGUGAUCAAGAGGCACAAUGAGAGUCAAAAGUGGAGCUGCUUGCCCUCUACUACAAAAUGGUGCAUUUUAUGAGUUGCUUCUAAGUUGUUUUUACAAUUUAGACCUGUGUGCUUCUAUGGGCAUUCCUUGGGAAACGGCAGAGUUAUGUAUAUAAAGGAAAGUUAGACAUAGUAUAGAAAAUGUAAAACUAGACUGCAGGUAGGAUACUGCAGUGAAUGAAGUAUUAUGACCUAGAACUUUAUCUGUGUACUUCCUGAUUGAGUCAAAAAAGGUGACAAGUCUCAGCAGGAGAUAUGUAAACAUUCUAGGCAACUUGCUCAGACUUAAGUCUGGAUAGGUGGAUUGAUAGCUGCAUGUCGAGCAGCAGUCACGACAUGUGGCUGUCUACCACUCACGUCAUGUUACAGUAUUGAGUACGAGCUUCAACUCUCCCGCAUCACCCCAGCUGGUGCAGCAAACACUUAAGACAAAAAUACUCCAGGAAACGCUUUAUUUUGGAGGCUGUGGAUUUGUAAUUACUGGCCGAGGAUUAUCUUAAAAAUUGUGACGAAAUGUGAAAAACAUUUGUUUGAUAAUAUUGAGCAAGAGUAUGUUUCCAUUAAACUUGAAUUAACAUUCAGUCUACUUGAAGUGUUGGCAGGUCGCAUACUUUUCACUAGAUGUCCUGUGUCGGUAAGUAAAAUUCACAAUAAUUAAACAUUCUUUUAGUCUCAAAAGUAUCACUUUUAUGAUGUUUUAAGUGCUUAAUGAAACACUUUUAAUAUGUUCACCACAUGCCUCAAAAUAACUGUUUCCUUGAUGCUUCAUGCUUGCUCAAAUGCACAGACAGACACAGAGACAGACACAGACAUAUAGUUGGUUACCAAGCACCUGAGGGUUACUUCUUAAUGCCACAUUCGUCAUUCUGCUUCCCACUAACCCCCCCCCCCUGACCGUCCGUUUCCCCCGUGGCGCUCAUAUAGUAUUACUCAACGCUGGUCUCAAAUCACACCGCUCAAGAUGCAUGUCAACAUAGAAAUAUCCUCACUCUAAAAAAAAGAAAAAGAUGUUUCGGGUUCCAUGUUAGAAUGGGCACCAUACUGCUUUUGAGUGUAUUUUUUAAGUAAUUUCUUCUUAGAAACAGUACUGGAUAGGCAGCCUCCUCCUCUUAGCACUAUACUGUAAUCAUAACUAUCUCUGAAACCCACAAAUAGUUUCGCUUCAGACGUGCACAAUACACAUUUGCUUUCUGAGUCACUGUGCUAUGAAGUCACACUGAACACCAGUACAGCCCUGAAGCUAGGCUGAAAAAACUGGAUAGGUGCCAGCCGCGCUCAUUUCAACAGCCACAUCCAUACCCUCUUACGUUUAUUUGUUUCUGCGUAAAAUUAUUUACAUUAUUUCAUUCAUUGUUUGCCUCUGUCAUCUUUAAUUUUGCUCCAUUUUCUAUCCUUCAUUUAUGUUUUUUUUUAAUUGGUAUUAUAAUGGUACUGCAUAUCAUCAACAGUGUAAUUUAGAGAAGUAACAUAAGAAAAUAGGUCUUAAUAUUGAACCAACAAAACUUUUUAUAAUUGAGUGCUGGGUCGCAUAAAAAUUUUAUUUUAAAUUUUGAGAUAGUACAUACUACCAAAUGUCAGAUUGGAUGAACGGGACAGGAUUUUUCAUCGGCCGAGGACGAAAGCGACUUCUUUGAGUGAUUAGUGGGAUUACUUGUGGUAGCUGACUGAAAAUGUAUUCCCUCCUAAGUUGUUAUAUAGUAAAUACUGUAAUUGAACUUUUGUAAUUUAGUUUUACAAUCAGUAGGGGUAGGUUAAACUUGUCAUAAUCAUAGGUAACUAAAACUCUUCAGUGACUACCACAGUACGGGUUUUACACUUUUCUUAAUGAUCAGUGGUACAUAACGCUUGCUCAGCUGGAGCAGUCAUCGCUGGUGAGGUCUUCAACAAGAUUCAUAUAAUUCAAUUGACAUGCCUCUUCUAUCUCAAGUCUCCUACAAUAAUUCUAAAAGACCUCUGUCGUUUCAAAAUCUAAAGAUUAUAUCGUGUUUUUCCUUUCAAAGGCCUGAUAAUUUUUUCGUAUGUAUAACUCUUGGCGAUAGGCAUUGCAGACUUAUUGACUCUCGAGAUGUUCAUACAUGGCAUUGUUCUUGAUAGUGGCAAAACACCUCAGUCUGUGUUGUUAUUGUUACAGAAACAUACGUAAACAUUAAAAACUGUUCUGUGGCUGUCUUCCUACAAUCACAAGUGGUAGAAAACAGAAACAAAGUUUGGGGGAAGGGGUGGAACGCAAAACCCGUAGGGAUCAUACAGCUACUGGGGAAUGGGAAGCAAUCAGGCCCUAUCCAAGGAAUGGUAGGUCAGGUCCAAUUCCUUGGAUCAAGAGCCCCUCGCCAGCGUCAAGGAACCUCCCUUGAGUGGACAUCGUCUUGGAAUCUUUGGACUGUACAACUAAUGUUUUUUUUUUCUUACUGAAACAUCUUUUGAUUACUUUCUACUCUAAGAAUCUACUUUUGCCGAUGGUCAAGUCAUAUCCUAUGUAAAUGCUGCUGGUCCUUGUCAGCUCCUACACCCAAUUUCAGGGCUGUCUGGUGUGCCAAUUCAUGUUUUCUGUGUUGGCAAUAUACACUUUGAGUUUUGAGUCAGAGUUUUGAUAUCAAGUUUGAUAGUAUUGUUAACUUGUAUUUCUGGUAUCAUAGUAGAUGCAUAUCAUUUAAUGUUAAAAAAAUCAAUCCUAAAUAUGUAAUAGACGAGAAAUAUAAAGAAAUAAUUAUGAAAAACUUUUGUUAUUUCUCCUCAGUUCCUGAAAUACGCACUUUUGUAUGUAGUGUAAUGUUUUAAAUGAGUGAAUAUAAUCAAAAUAGUUCAUGUUUUACCUCCAGGACGAGAGUUAACGUAAGAAAGAAGGAACACUGCAACAGGCCUACUGACCCAUGCGGAGC